Messenger RNA from Caenorhabditis elegans, 1317 nucleotides. RefSeq names its product SET domain-containing protein (gene set-1). Gene Ontology annotation, molecular function: histone H4K20 methyltransferase activity; histone H4K20 monomethyltransferase activity. The record is from RefSeq and is marked reviewed. Gene Ontology annotation, cellular component: chromosome; nucleus. Lineage: Eukaryota; Metazoa; Nematoda; Chromadorea; Rhabditida; Rhabditidae. The transcript is spliced from 4 exons. Bases 442 to 759 code for a protein of 105 amino acids.
UUUCAGCGGUGUCACUCGAAGGAUGAAAGUUGCCGCGAAGAAGCUGGCAACGAGUAGAAUGCGAAAGGAUCGUGCCGCAGCAGCGUCACCAUCUAGUGAUAUUGAGAACUCCGAAAAUCCAUCGUCUUUGGCUUCACACUCUUCAUCUUCAGGAAGAAUGACACCGUCGAAAAACACAAGGAGCAGAAAAGGAGUGUCGGUGAAAGAUGUCUCAAACCAUAAAAUCACAGAAUUCUUCCAAGUGCGGCGAAGUAAUCGGAAGACGAGCAAGCAAAUUAGCGAUGAAGCUAAACAUGCUCUUCGCGAUACCGUACUCAAGGGGACUAAUGAACGACUUCUUGAAGUGUACAAAGAUGUUGUGAAGGGGCGAGGAAUUCGAACGAAAGUUAACUUUGAAAAAGGAGACUUUGUUGUCGAAUACAGAGUAUUCUAGGUGUUAUGAUGGAGUACUCGGAAGCAAAAGUGAUAGAAGAACAAUAUUCGAAUGAUGAGGAAAUCGGAUCCUACAUGUACUUUUUUGAGCACAACAAUAAAAAAUGGUGUAUCGAUGCGACAAAAGAAUCUCCAUGGAAAGGACGACUCAUCAAUCAUUCCGUGUUAAGGCCGAAUCUCAAAACGAAAGUGGUGGAAAUCGAUGGGUCGCAUCACCUGAUUCUCGUCGCCAGGCGUCAAAUCGCACAAGGAGAAGAGCUUCUCUACGAUUAUGGAGAUCGUUCAGCAGAGACGAUUGCCAAGAAUCCAUGGCUUGUGAACACAUAAUAUGUUGCUCCACAACAUCUCUUCGAUCUGCUCAAUCCAUUUCAAAUGUUCAUUUACCUUCACGAGUAUACUACUGUAAUUCCCUUCAUUUUCUCAUAUUUUCCACGGCACUCGUGCCCAAUCCUCUCAUUACUUCGUCUCUUUCAACCGCCUUUUCUCAUUCUCACAGCGAAUCAAACCUGAAACAAAUCUCAAUAACGAGCCGUAAUAACGUGCUCAUUUAUGAUAAUCUGGAUCUCGUGAGUAUCCAAUUCUGUACCUUUCCUGUUGACUUUUGAAAAGUCCCUUGUUCUUUCCUUUCAUUGAAACCUGAAAAUCUCCUCACUUGUUCCACUACGAAAUGCCUUUAAUAUCUUUAAUUCUUCUGUAAAUUUCUCGUUGAUCGCCCAUUUUUUCCUGAAUUAUUCAUUUUUGUGGUGUACAUGAGGUGCGAGUUGGAAACCUACUUUAAUGACUGGUUAACGCUAAAAUCGUUUCCAUCCCUAUCGGAAAACAUUAUCAGCGUGCAAAUCUCAAUUUUUCAUUUUGAAAACAAUUAAAAUCCAUAAAUUUUGCUAC